Molecule: messenger RNA, 7125 nt
Organism: Rodentolepis nana
Lineage: Eukaryota; Metazoa; Platyhelminthes; Cestoda; Cyclophyllidea; Hymenolepididae
Source: the annotation of a GenBank genome assembly
AUGAUCCGCUUGGCGGAUUAUGUCGUUAUUGUCGGAUAUGACUUCGAUAAAUCUGUCGAUUUCGAGAGCCAGGGUCGCGUUUUGCAACGUUUUCCUACCAAAGAGUGGAAAAAUUAUCCAUACGAGUUUCAUGUUGAGUCGUUCUGUCAACCUUGUGGAUGGCGUUUGACUGCAAAUCGUCAGGCACCAACAUUUUUCGUUGCUUAUCUUACUGGUAUUGAUGGGAGUCAUUAUUACGCCGCUUGCCUAACCUUCUACGAGGCUGUCUCAAGUCAACAGCAGAACAUUAUCCAACAUCGCUCUCAUGGCAAUCGUCCCAUCACCAAUUCAGUGGAGGUUCAUCUACUUCAGAAUGCUUUAACUAACUCUCCCACUGGAAGUCUCAGUCCUCUAGGAAGUGAUGAAAACUUUGCCGCUAUGACAGGCAACUCUGCUGGCCAUGGUUCCUUAGUAGAUCCCAAUUUGGUCCGCCCCACGGAGCUUUUUGCACCAAAAUGUAUUGUCCUUUUGGCUCGUCAUCAACACUUCAAGGUUUUGCAGAAUUGCCUGAGCAUACUCUACACAACAUUUAUGGAUAGUCUGAAUGAGAUUGAUUUGGAGGAAAUUAUUGGGAAUAUUGUUGGAGGAGUUGAAAUCCAACCUAUUGGCGGCCCAAGGAAGACUUUUACAAUUGGAGCCAAUGAUCGACAGACAAUUCAGCCCGCAAAAUAUCGAACAAUACCGGUCACACGUUCAUCUGUGUCUAGUCUCUUCAAAUAUCUAGGUAUCGACAAUGUUCUUCUAAUGUUCACGGCGAUGUUAAGUGAUCAGAAACUCUUAGUCUGCUCUCAAAGUCUGGUUCGGUUGACAGAAGCUUGUCAUGCUCUCACUGCAAUCAUCUAUCCACUCAAAUAUGGCAAUACCUAUGUCCCAAUUCUGCCAAAAGGCCUGGUGGAUUAUCUUAACGCCCCAACCCCCUUCCUCUACGGAAUUCACGCAUCCUAUUGUCACCUCCUUCCUGACAUUCCGGAUGUAUUUAUAGCAGAUCUUGAUGUCGGACGAGUGAUCUGUCCUGAAAAUCUUCCCCUUCCUCAGAUUCCUCAACCCUUCCUCACUGAAGCUAUUCAGAGCCUCUUUCACAUUCUGAGUCCGGAUCUGCUGACUGCAGACAACGUUUACCCACCCCGACCAGAGACUAUUCCCAAUCUCACCCCGGAUCAGGUUGAUAAGAAACUACGAGCUGUUUUCCUGCGUCUCUUCGCUUCUAUCUUUGCUGGAUAUAGAUCCUGCCUCACAAUAACUCGAAUCCACCCGCAACCUGUUAUUCACUUUAAUCAAUCACUGUUCCUGGUGCUGCGAGGAGUUAAUGAACCCGAUGACUUCUUUGAUCGUCUACUCUCUAGCAUGCGUUUCCAUCAAUUCGUGCUUGAACGUGGACCGCCCUUCCGAAUGUGUGAUCUCUUCGACGAGGCCUAUGACGUGGCGAGAGCAAAGGCUCAACCCCUUGUGCCCCAGUUUGUUGCUGAUACCUCCUUCCCUGACAUGGAUUAUGAAGCUUUUGUGGCAGAUUUCACCCAAUCCCUCAAUCGCAUUGCUCAGAAGUUCAUGGAUAAUGAGAACAAUGAAUCCAACCCUAUUGUUGACGUUCUUGAAGACGAGGCUAUUGAAGCCCACAACCGUCUCCAUCAUCGUCCAUUCCCUCGUCUCAACGCCCAGAAAGUGGACGAUUUUAUUAAAUCCGCUCAGCAACAUCGCAGCCAAUCUUCGCUAUUGACCUUUGAGGUUGAAGAAACACCUCGAAUUGUACCCAAGGGUGAGCAACUGGAUCGUCAUGCCUUUAAAUCUGAGUUACCAGCUGAGAAGUGUCGAGUUAUCCGAGAAUUCGUCUCUGACAUCUUUGACCUGCAUAUCACUGAAGCCCUAAAGAGACGAAACACAAUUCGACAGGACUUGAAAUCCCAGCCCUUUCGUCGACUCUUUGUAGACGAAUUGUGCAAGAAGAUCAUUCCGCCCACGUCGUCGUUAAAUGGCAUUUCUCCCAACAAUUGCCCCGAGAGUCUUAUUAUGGAAUUCGAACGUCGGGCAUCACUCAAUUGGGACCAAUUCGAUGUUAUUGUAGGACUACUUGAUGAGGCAUUGAGGUAUGAGGGGAUGUCGUAUAACACUGUCAUUGCUCCGUUUGUUCUGGAGUUGGCCACUCGAAUUAGCACGCAACUUGGUGGCAUGCGAUAUUUCGCUAAUAUGACCCAUCACAUCCAGCGCCAUCGAAUUUGGUCUGAGAUGUCCUUUUGGGAGGAUGUUUUCAAUGAACAGGUCAAUAAUCAGAUUAAACAGCUCUAUAUUCAUCAAUCUGAGGAAGAACAUAGGAACGGAACUCCGUCUGAAAACCUUCCGCCUUUUCAUACUUCGGAUCAGUCCGUGCUUGAAAUCGCUGCUGAAGAAAUGCGUUCAGGAGGUCUUCGUCCGCUCGAAGUUCAGACAAGUCUCCAAAAGCAGGAAGAGGGCACUGUAUACGCGCAAAUUCUACAUUUCAUUAAUCUUAUAGUCAACUUCCGUGUCCCACUGAAUGCUGCUGCUCCAUUAAUCGCCAACAGCGAGCAGUUUGGUGGAAAUGGGGUCACUACUCCAACUUCUGAUUUCCCUCCUAGUGGAUUUGGUGGUAAUCAUCAACACCAAAGCAAUUAUCAGCGUGGUGCUUCCAACGGUUGGUCAAAUUCUAACUCCAAUACCACUUCUGGACUCCAUGAACGACGUGAUCUACCAUUCGCCAGCACCCUUCCAGCAUCUUCCUACCAAAGUGAACGAAGAAGUGUUUCCCACAUUGGUACUACUUCCCUAGGAGCUGGUUCUCACCAUCACUAUGAUAAUCAUGGAACUAAUUCACCAUCGACUGUAGUGGCAAUGCCUCCCUCAUCUAACACACGUGACGGUAACGAUGCUGUUCUCGCGGAACUCGCUGAAUGGAUCUGCAAAUUUGUGGAGAAGGUGGGCUCUGAGAACUCCCUACCCGAGUUAAGCAUCUUGCAGAUUACUAAUAAAGUUGAUAGUAUUCUAGAGGGCCAUCUUCUCAAUCUGAUGGAUAUCUACCCGGAGGUGAAGAAGAUUCCGAAGAUCAAGAAGGCAAAUAAUUUAUUUUAUUUUGAUAGUCCGGAAAUUGCAAACCCAGCUCUUUUGAUGGGUGAAAGCAUAAUUCGAAUCUGUGGUUUGGACCGAUUGCCCUGCCAACUUCUUAUCGAUGGCCGAAUGGAACGAACGGGAGGUGAUUUGUGCCGAUCUGAUCCCAUGAAUGUGGUAGAUCUUAAUGUUGGUGGUAUUAGUACCAGCGCUGUGAGCGGACAUGAAAUUUUUAAUGAGGAAGUGGAUAGUGUUAGUCGUACUCUUUUACCCGCACAAGGAGCUCUUUUUGUCACCAACUAUCGAGUCAUCUUCAUUGGUGUACCAAAGGAUCCUUUCCAAUCCAACAAAGUAGUGUGUCGCAGUUUCCCAGUUGCUGCACUCCAUUCCAUCAAGCGGAUUGGCAACAUUCGAGUGGUUACAACCAUUCCCGCCGCCACCUCGAUUGCAGCCUCAUUUGAUAUGGGUGGAACUAAUAAUUUGGUGGUAAAACAGCGUGGAGGUAAACGUAGCGGCGCACCAGUUUCAUCCUCCUCCUCUAGUGAAACUUUGGAUGUCUACCGUUUGCGAGCACUGACCAUGCAGAUGAUGCGACUGGGCUUUGAUUCGGAUGAAGUCUCCUCGGAGGCACGGGAUGAUCUUAGGCGUCUUCUAGUGGAUUUGAGAUUCCACGCGGUCAUUGGAUUGAGCUUUAAUAGUCUUCCUGCUUCGAGAGCUCUAGACGGAGUGCUUAUUACGGAUGCACCGAAUGGGCGUCAGUCACCAGCAUUUAGACCCGAUACAGUCGUAUCAGGUGACCAUAAUCACCACCACCAUCACCACCAACUUCAUCUCCACAACAGCCACCAGUCUCAAAAUAUCCACCUCCCUGCUGCUUUCACUCACAGUAAUAAUGGCAACGAUGACGACUCAGCCAGUUUGUCAGUCUCUAGUAGCAGUCCAAGCGGACUUAGUAGCCGCAGUCAAUCACAGGCCAUUGGUACCAUACAAGCGGCUGCCAUUCUACAAGCCGCUGGCGGUGGAUCGCGUAUGCACAAUCUCUCUGUCAUACGACCAGUCCUGUCUGGAUCGACGGCCACUCCUAGCGUCUCCGCCAAUCGACUUUCAGACACGGACUCCAUUGAGACUCCUGCUACUGGGCUUUCUGAUGAUUCUCUUCGUGUUGACGACUUUACUGACGCGCGGUCUCUGUUGUAUAUGAGCCUUGCUAGUGAACGUUUGACAUGCCUGGAUCCAGCGGUCUCAGAGGCUCUUCAACAAUCUGCUGGUUAUCUCGAUUUGGCUCGGGUGGCGUUGCGAGCGGCAGGAAGCAAACCUCUCUCCUCAAUUAGCCCCCUUUCCUCCAUCAGAUCGGGCUGUGCGAGUGCUAGCAUCUCCGGCUCACAACAUAAAGCCCAAUUGCCAAUCUACUCACCAGUCAUCACGUUAGCUAAUGCCAAUUAUGCUAUCACGAGAACGUAUCCCUCACUCCUUAUUGUACCUUCAGGUUUCAAACGCGCACGAUUGGAACGAGUAGCCCGCUAUCACAAACACGGUCGUUUUCCUGUGGUUGUAUGGCAGCAUACAGAGACUCGAGCCUAUUUGUUACAUACAGAAGCAAGCACUGAAGUCUCAUCUGCUAAGGAGCAUGCUCGCUAUUUCGCCUCCCUGGUGAAUAUGUCUCCUCUCCCACCCACCCAUGGAGGCAACGCCGUGAACACUGUACCAAUCACUCCCUCCUUCUCGGACUCCAUUCGUCACCGUGAUCCCUUGUCCCCACGGAUUAAUUCCAUGAUGCUUAUUCCCACUGCUAGGACCAACGAUAAUCAAAAUCUCAACACUCCUAAUCCCUCACCACGAGGUGUCUUUUCCAAUGAGAGAACCGGCUCCCUUUUGCGUUCAUCUCGUGCUAGUUCUCGAGUUGGUUCCGUUAUUUCACUAAACACUCCAUUUGAGAAACGGCUCUCACUAUUCACCGCUCCGGAAGAAAUAAGUGAUCUCGCUGGACAGAUGACUCAUAGUCCCUCUUUGGAAUUGACUGCAUCGCCAAAUACUGGCGUUACAAGUCAAUUCAUUCGGUACACUCCGAAUCAUUCAAGUCGAUACAGGAAUCGUUUUAAGGGUGGAGCACUAGGUAAAUUCACUGGUGGUAAAAUGGUCAACUCAUCACCUUCAUCAAACUCUACAGCUCCCAACGCAACUUCGCAUGCUUUUGUUAAUGAUGAUGAAAGAGGCAGCCUUAUUAGCUCUUCUACACAACAACUCUAUCCAGAGUCACGUCUACCCACUGCUCUCUAUGUACUUUGCGAACGAUCUGUGAAGACCAUGAUGAAGUCUGGUCAGUUCCCAGGCGUGGAGUUCAUGUCUGUAGACUACCCCUCCUAUUCAUCUAUUCGUGAGACUUUCCGGAAAAUCUACAAUGCCUGUCUACCAAAAGAUGCUAGAUCUCGCCUUGGAGGUGUGUUCAAAGAGUACCAACAUCGUGGAAGUGAUGGUAGUGAUCAUGAGAACAAUAAUCUUGCUGCUGCGUCGAAUGUCUCUGGGGAAAAAGGUGCUGGAGGAGCUGAAGGGCUUGGCAAAGGAACACAUGGAGAUAUCAUCACCGCUAUUGCAGAGUCUGGAUGGUUGGAACAAAUUCAGUCCCUGCUUCAACUGGCUGGUGUUUUGGUGGACAUUAUGAGCAUUCAAGGAGCCAGUGUAGCUGUCUGUUUGGAGGAUGGGUUGGAUAUUGUGACCCAGAAAGAAUGGCUUCUCUUUGGUCAUCCUUUCAAUCAACGUGUUGGUCUCAAGGCGAGUGGCAACAAUGGGAAAGCCUCUCAUACCUCCCCAGUCUUUCUACAAUUCCUUGACGCCGUGCAUCAACUAGUGCGCCAGUUCCCACUCUCCUUUGAAUUCAACGAUUUCUUCCUGCAGUUCCUCGCCUACCAUCAUGUCUCCAAUAGAUUCCAGGACUUUAAACAGGACUGUGAACUCCAACGGAUGUCUCACUGGGUCCAGCAGGCAUCGGUGGAUCAUGUCGCAGCUUAUCGGACACAUUCAAUUUGGAAAUUUAUUCAAGAUCAACACGAGGAGUGGCCCGUUUUCUUCAAUUUCUGCUACUCUCCGGAGUGUGCACAGAAGAUCCUGAUCCCCGCUACACAUCAGGCUGCUUUGAACGUAUGGAAAUACUACCUUUCUGAAGACCUAGAAUCAGGUCCCGUGUACGAUCUCGAUCUAUUCUGUCCUAGCUACCGUAAGCAGACUAAUCGUCCAUAUGAACCUGUUCUUCGUCAAGGUUACAACAACAGUCAUGUGGAACAAACAUACGCCUUGCUGGGUCUACGAGAAGGCGAUGAGGUAGUCGGUUGGCAGGAGGCUUGGUCAGAAGCUGUUCGUCUCUCUUCUGGUACUGCAAACGGAGAUUCCAACGAGCUGCUUUCACCUUUCUCCGAUAUCCCCCUGUCAGAGGAAGCUGGAGCUGACUUCGAUCGAAGAGUCCGUUCGAAACUUGGUUACACUUCUACCCUUGGCACCACUGAUGACCAUGUAGCUUUGAACACCACUCUUAAGCCCCCACCUACUCAGCCUCAACCUGACUUCGCUUUCAAUUCCCUCCCAAAACACGCAGCUAACGGGCUAGAUAUGACUACGAGUGAAAGAGGCUGUAUCAGUGAUGGAGUUGCAUCGCUGCCUGAAUCAGAUGAGGGCAAUUUGCAACCGGGGGACAUCCAUGAUGACGUUGCUUACUCACCUCCAGUUGAUGAAUGCGGUGAGGCGCAGAGAGCCGUAUUCGCUCAGCAUCGGGCCGCUACCAUGAAGAGGCUAAAUAGAACACCUGGAAAGGGCCCGCCGCCUCAGAUGUAUCAUAAUCAGUCAUCAACUUUGGCAGUACCUUCUUCGCUGAAUGAUGAUAGUGUAUCCCUGUCGAGGUCGUUUCAGCAAAGUGGCUCAUUGAAUGAUCUGGCGUUUAUUGAAGAGGGUUUUGGAAACAAUUUUGAUACUACUCUAUUCGAACAAGUAAGCUACUUUAGAGAAAACGCUUAUAAUUUAAGCCUUCAGUUGACCUUUGUUUAG